This is a messenger RNA of Acanthochromis polyacanthus (spiny chromis), 3982 nucleotides long. It is a transcript of the gene fbxl13, whose product is annotated as F-box and leucine-rich repeat protein 13. Gene Ontology annotation, molecular function: protein binding. Bases 681 to 2465 code for a protein of 594 amino acids. Lineage: Eukaryota; Metazoa; Chordata; Actinopteri; Pomacentridae. Gene Ontology annotation, cellular component: SCF ubiquitin ligase complex. Gene Ontology annotation, biological process: SCF-dependent proteasomal ubiquitin-dependent protein catabolic process. The record is from RefSeq and is a predicted model, not a curated record. The transcript is spliced from 20 exons.
UUUAUUUUCGAUAAUAUUAGCGUGUACGAAGUUUACACCGCUGUCUUUGUAAGCUACUUUUAAACCCUGUGAUCACUCUUUAGUUGUUCAACAUUUAACGAUAUUAUUCGUUACCUGGCAACGUUGAAUUUCCAAGUGGAGAUGGAUUAGCAGCUAAAUCUGACAAACGCUUUGAAAAAGUGACUUUAUAAGAUAACUAAUGUUUCAAAGACUAAAUAUGGCUGUAAAUAACACAGAGUCUGUUCUGAAAGAGUGGGAACUGAAACACUACCUGCCACAACUGUGUAAGGGCAUAUUGACAGCUUCAUGUCUGUCAUGUCCCAGUGACCCAAUACAGUUUCUGAAAGACACUCUGCUGGCCUUCCAGGGAAAUGAUAAUCUUCAGACUGCUGACUGGUACAAGCUUGUUGCCAAUCCCAAACAGCACACUGCAGCAUCUCUGACACGUCAGACAACGGACACACUCUAUAUGGGCCCAGGUGACAACAUGGUGGACCUUUGUCUUUUGGAAAAGGCUUCAUCUCUUUACAGGAAAAGUUUAACAAGCUCUUGCUUCAGAUGCCAUCAAGAAACUUGAGACUCUUGUGAACGCCUGGCGGCUCAGGCGCAUCGUAGUCACAUGGCGUCAAGCUACAAAGGACACAAAGACGGCAAAAGAGCACUUGAAGCAGAGAUUGGAAAUGCAUUUUACUGAAGUUGGCCACAAGGACCACCAGGCUGGAGAAAGACAUGAUGGACUCUCAGUGCUUCCCACCAGCCUCUCACUGAAGAUCUUUCAGUAUUUAGAAUUGCGAGACCGGCUAAAUUGCGCUGCAGUAUGUUGCACGUGGAAAUCUAUCAUCCAGUCAGGUACACUGUGGAGUCAGAUCAACUUCUCUGCAGGUAAAGACUGGAUAACAGACGGUACAGUGAAGCACAUUCUGCAGAGCUACCAACCAUUUGUGACCCAUCUCAACCUACGUGGCUGCACAUCCCUGAAAUGGCCCAGUCUCAGAUGUAUCAGUACAUGCAGAAACCUCCAGGAGCUCAAUGUGUCAGAGUGCUUUAAUGUCACAGAUAUGUUGGUUCAGAAGAUAGUUGAGGGCUGUCCCUGCCUGCUCUACUUGAACCUAUCUUACACGCUUGUAACAAACAAAACUCUACGAGAACUAUCCAGGAGCUGCCUCAGCCUCCAGUACCUGAGUUUGGCAUACUGCUACAAAUUUACAGAUAAAGGCUUUCUGUACCUGACCACAGGGAAGGGCUGGCGCAAUCUCAUCCACCUCGACCUGUCCGGCUGUACCCAGAUGACAGUAAACGGGUUCAGAUACAUCGCUGACGGAUGCCCUGCACUCAAAGAAAUCGUGAUCAAUGACAUGCCAACGCUGUCUGAUAGCUGUAUCUUGGCUCUGCUUGCCAAAUGUCACUGUCUGUCUGCCAUUUCUCUGUUGGAUGCUCCUCAUCUUUCCGACGUUGCUUUCAAAGCCAUUGCUGAAACGGCCAAACUGAAGACUUUUAGUACAGAGGGCAACAACCAGCUAACAGACGUCAGCUGGAAGGCUCUGUGCAGCAGCUCACAGGGCCUCCGCAGACUCCACGCUGCAGAAUGUCCCAGAAUGACCGACGUCGGCCUCAGAUCUGUGGCCUCUCUCAAAAACCUGCAGUACCUGGAUAUCUCAUUUUGCAGCAGGGUGAGCGAUGUUGGGAUUCUGUAUUUGACCGAAGGCUCCUCAGCCAGUAAACUGAAAGAGCUAAAUGUCAGUCACUGCAGUCACAUCACUGAUACCUCUGUCAUGAGCAUUGCACAAAGGUUGUGUAAACUGUACCAUCUCGAUGUGAGUUACUGCGGGAGGCUGACUAACUCGGCCGUGGAGUGGCUGAGUGGCAGCUCUAUCUACUCUCUUGACAUCUCCGGUUGCAACAUCCAGGAUCAGGGAAUGGCUACUCUGGAGGGAAUCCGCUUGAAGAAGCUGGUUCUUGCUGAGUGCGUCUGCGUCACAGACGCUGGCAUAGAGAAGCUGUGUAAGAAUGUGAGAGACCUGGAGCAUGUAGAUGUUUCUCACUGUGCAGCUCUGACCGACGCUGCCGUCAGAAGCUUUGCAUUUUACUGCAGAGGUUUAGUCACGCUGCGGAUGUCAGAUUGUCCUAAGAUGACUGAUAUGGCAGUGCAGUAUCUGACAAGUGGAUCUCAGUACCUGCGAGAGCUUGACGUGAGUGGCUGCAUACUCCUCACAGAUCGCUCAGUUCGACACUUGGAAAGGAUUUGUCCUCCACUCUGCUCCAUCAUGAUGGCCUGCUGCAUUGGCAUCUCCAGGGCGGCUGCCUUAAAGCUGCAGUCACGUGUAGCAUACUGGGAGCACAGCAAUGAUGACCCCACAUGCUGGUUUGGCCAAAUAGUGCAUCCAGUCAUAAAACCCAUCAGGACCAAUGACACUUUGGAAAUAACGGAGCAGCACUCAGUGAUGACAACCACAGCAAGUACAUAAAGGACAUAAACAGCAGAGACAUUAUAUAAGAGAUAAUCCUCACAAAUACCAAUCACAUGGCCAAAGUCCCAAAUCGAUGGAUUAAGUCUCACCUGUCUGUGUUUUCUGUUCUGUACCCGUCAGGACAGAGGCCCAGACACAGUGAUAUAGAGGCGCCUGAAAUCUUGCUGUCAGAUCCUGACAGUGGAAUUUCCUGUGCUGUCCUGUCUUCCUUUUGAUCACACAGCUCAUGUGCUGUUUCUACGUGAAUGCUAACACAUUGUAAAAGUGGAAGAAUUCUUUUAUAAGUGAAUUCAAAUUCAAAUAGUUUUCCUUUUCUCUUUUCUCUUCUCAUUUAUAAUGGUGAUAUGGCAUUUUUUUUUCCUCUCUGGAAUACAGUGUACUGGAUUUAUAUUCAUAGUUUUCCACGUUUUGUAGUCAGUCAUCAAAAGGCUGCAACUGCUAAACUGUGAGUCUGUUUUAAACUCUGAAACAACUAAGUGAAUGUAGUAUAAACAUGUUUAGCUCUCUCCACUGGAGUUUUGUUGUAGCUGUAUGGAUAUCAGUGUUCCGUCCCUCGUUAAAAGAAAUUGUUCUAAUUAAUAUCACCAGAUGGUGUUUACCACCAACAAGUAAUUAUCACAAGUGAAAACCAUAUGUGAAUGCAAAAACUGGCUGGCAUCUUUAGGAGUACACGACCAUCACUGAUAUUUACUUAGAGCUUUAUGCUGCCAUUACAGAAAUUGAAUCACCUACAAAUUACAUUAGAAUUUGAGCUCGCUGGUGUUGCGUAACCACUUCAACAGCUUGAGUUUUGAUUGGAAUUGUUUCCUUUUCUAAAUUUUGUGAUACUUUAUGGACUAUCUGUGCGCUUAAGUGUUCUUAAUUUUUAAGACUGAACAAGCAUUUAAGGUGUUAGUUCUUGUUUUGUUGGAUUUAAAAGCUGUAUUUGACACAGUGGAUCACAGAUUACUGCUGAACAGGUUGGAAACUUGGACAGGACUCAAAGGAACAGUCCUAGAUUUGUUUUGUGACCAUUGGAAGUUAUGAAUCCGAUCGAGUGGCUAUGACAUGUGGAGUACCUCAUGGGUCUGUACUCGGACUGUAUGUUUUAAUUCUUGGGAUUGUUUUUGUUUCUGUGUAAAGCACACUGAGCUACUCCUGUGUGUGAAAUACUUUAGAUAUGCCUUCCCUUGCCUUAAUCAAAACAAAUACACAGGAAGAUACCACUAGUUUCAUUUGCAUGGGACGCAAUACAAAUACUCAGACUAAUUGCCCAGUCGGUGAAAAAAAUGCUUAAUUUAACCCCCCCCAUCAGAAAAGAUCACGUGUAUUCAAAAUACGUUUUCAGCGAGACUGAAAGUGGUGGUGUGAACCUUUUGAUGAUUCAUUCAGUGGGAAAAUAUUACUCUAAUAACCACACAAUAAUGCUUGAUCCAAUCAUUUUGGUUUGGAUGAAUACAUUCUUUCUGCUCACUCUUUCCAUUAUAUUCUAUCACUUAGAAUACGGUAACUCCGUGAGAACAACUCUCUCCUGC